AUGGCACCAACAACUACACCAGAAGAACUAGCUGCUGGGCGGAAGGCGUUAAUCAAUCAACGUGGGAUGUUAAAAGGAAGAAUGACUAAAUUCUACAAGUAUUUGGUAGAUUCAAAUGUUUACGCAUCGAUUCCAUACGUCGACAAGAACUUCAACAUAAUCCAAUGUGAAUUGGAAAACAUGCCAGCAAUUCUGCGUGAGUUACAAACCCUAGAACCCAACGUCGAUCACGCUGACAUUCAUGAAGAGAUAGAUGACCAGUUUGAAGCGAUUCGAGUCCUUGUGGAGAAAUUUAAGUCGCCAGGACGCACUGCACAUCCUGACGCAAUACCAGAGAACAGACACCUCAGAGACCACAGGUCGCCGUCAGUCACGUCACGUUCAUGUUCGUUUGAUUUUUUAAAGACGAUACCAAAACUCGAGGCCAAGAAGUUCGAUGGAAAAUUAUCCAAUUGGAGAGGUUAUAGAGACUGGUUUUUGGUUACGAUACACAGAAAUGAUAAUCUCUCUGAUUCUCAACGGUUAGAUUAUCUAAAUCGGACCUGUGAAGGUGAGGCUGCCGAUACUAUUAAGGCAUUCGCAAUCACUGAUGAAAAUUACGCUGUUGCUUGGUCCCUACUAGAGAAUACCUAUGAUAUUCAGUAUGCUUUAGUUCUAAAUCAUUAUGAUCAACUGAUGGAGACUCCAGUCAUGAAGAGAAAUACACCUGAGGAGAUGAAAAAAUUAACCAACAGCAUUCAAAGCCAGGUCCUAGCAUUAAAGGCUCUGGGAGAGAACGUAGAACAAUGGAACACCCCAUUAGUACACAUCAUCUUGAGACGAUUAGACAAGGAGACCAGCAGGGAGUGGAAUAGAAAAAUGCAAGGGAGAGAGAUGCCCAAAUAUGAGGCUCUCUUGACAUUUUUGAGAGAAGAAGCCACCAGGACAAUUUCUGUUAAUCCUCUCAGUGCCUCUUCCACAUCCCCCAGCUCAUCAAUGAAUGUAAAACCCAAACACGCUAGAGACAAUAAAAAUCGUACCCAAACUCUAUUAACGAACGCUACUAGCAACAGUUGCCCUCAUUGCAAGGGUCAACACACUUUCGCUACCUGCGAGAAGGUACUCGCUCUCCCCCCUCUGGACAGGAUUCAGGCCGCCCGUACUGCCCAACUGUGUCUUAACUGUUUCCAGAAGAGUCAUAAAACUAGGGUGUGCAAGGCGUCUACCUGCUCCACGUGCCAGAAAAAACAUCACAAUAUUCUACAUUUAAAUGAAGAGGAAACAAAAAUGAUGAGAGCUGCACAUCAAUCAAAAACUAUCGCCAUGGUGGCCACUUUGCCAUCUCGAGAAUGCAUAAUUACUGCUGUGGUGAAUAUCAUGGACUCUCAACAGAAGCCGAUCCAAUGUCGAGCUAUUUUAGAUACUGCUGCUGGCUCAAACUUUAUGACAGAAGCACUAGCCAAUAAAUUGAGGCUCUCACGCGAAAAACUCGCAAUGAGAAUCGAAGGAUUGAACGACGCGACUACCGCAGCAAACUCUCUCGUGAGCACCACAAUUCAAUCAAGAUUCACCUCUUUUACCAAAUCCUUGAAUUUCCUGACAGUAAAGAAUAUUGGAGGAUUGUUUCCAAUGGAACCAGUGGACAGGACUAAUUUGCAAAUCCCUCGAAACAUUAGGUUGGCCGAUCCACUAUUUGAUCGUCCAGCUCCAGUCGACAUUUUGAUAAGCGUUGGAACUACUUUAUCCAUGCUUUGUCAAGGCCAGAUACGAUUGAAUGAUCCAAAAGAUCCAGAUGUAAUACUUCAACAAACCCAAUUAGGAUGGAUUCUAGGUGGAAAUCCACUGGACAAACCAUCACACAAUAAAUCUCCUGCAGUACAGUGCAACCUUCUUGCAGAGUCUCAAUUUGAUGUUCAAAAAUUCUGGGAAAUGGAAGAAAUUCCCAGUGAACGCCACUUGUCCAAAGAAGAGCAACUCUGUGAAGCACAUUUUCAAGAAAAUAUCACUCGUGACAGCACUGGAAGAUACGUUGUUGCCUUGCCUUUCAAUGAGAAAAGAGCAGCUUUAUGCAACACUAAAUCAAUUGCGGAAUCACGGUUGAGAAGCCUGCAGAGAAAAUUCGGAAGAAACCCCGAGUUGGGACAGCAAUAUAAAGCGGUCCUGCAAGAGUACAUCGACCUAGGACACCUGUCCGAAGUUGAGGACGACCCAAAGGCUCGAGACGGUUUCUACCUGCCACGCCACGCGGUCAUCAAGACUGCAAGCCUGACUACUAAGUUGAACACAGUUACAUUCGGACUUGCAUCUGCCCCUUAUUUAGCGAUACGUUGUCUAUCUCAACUGGCAGAGGAUGAAGGCAAGGAUUAUCCCGAAGCAGCUCUUCGCAUCAAGAGAGAUCUUUAUGUUGACGAUCUUCUCACUGGAGCUGAUUCAUUAGAAGAAGCCUUAAAAUUACGUGAUGAUAUUACGACUGUCUUAAAGAGAGGUGGCUUGAAUAUACGACAAUGGGCGUCUAAUCACCCUCAAUUACUCGAAAAUCUACCUGAAGGCAGCGUGAACCUGCAGUUGGAACCUGACAAGGAUGCCACUAUUAAGGCCCUAGGGGUACACUGGGACUCUCAGCAGGACACCAUUGUAUAUACAGUGAAACCAGUCAUGAAGACGGUUAAACUCACCAAAAGGAGUAUUUUAUCAGAUCUAGCAAAAAUUUUCGAUCCACUUGGCCUCCUGGGUCCAAUUAUCAUCAGAGGAAAAAUAAUUAUGCAAAAUUUAUGGAAGGAACGGAUUGAUUGGGAUGAUCCUGUGCCAUUAAGUAUUCAAACAGAAUGGAAAUCAUAUACUGAUGAAUUAAUGCAACUGAAAGAUGAAUCUUUUGAUCGUAAAAUAAUUAUUUCCAAUGCAAAAGAAAUUCAGUUACAUGGGUUUUGCGAUGCAAGCGAAAAGGCGUACGGUGCUUGCAUUUAUCUCAAAACCAUUGAUGAUCAAGGGAAUUCCCAGACAAGCCUCCUCUGUGCUAAAUCCAGAGUAGCUCCAAUCAAACAAGUAUCCUUACCUCGACUAGAACUUUGUUCAGCUCUGUUACUCGUCGAUUUGUAUGAAGCUGUGAAGAAAUCUCUCAGUCACGAGAUUUCUCGUACGACCUUCUGGUCUGAUUCAAUGAUCGCAUUACAUUGGAUCAACACUGAACCACACAAAUUGUUAGUUUUUGUGGCAAAUCGAGUCUCAGGAAUACAGCAAAAAGCAAAGGAAGCUGAAUGGCGACACGUCAGAACAGAUCAAAAUCCAGCAGAUCAUAUCUCACGAGGACAGAUGCCUCGCGAAUUCAGCGAGAAUCUCCAAUGGAAACAUGGACCACACUGGCUCAAUGAAGAAGAAUCUAAGUGGCCCCUUAGUGAGCUCAAAAUCCCUGCUGAGAUACCAGAGAUGAGAAAGACUCAAUGUCUGACAACGAAAAUUUCAGUCAACAAUGAUUUGUUAACAAGAUAUUCAUCACUGAUCAAAUUGAGAAGAAUUGUGGCCCUGUGUUUGAGAUUCAAAACAAAAUUGCGAGGUCCAUUGACUGCUGAAGAGUUAGACAAUGCUAACAAUCAAAUUAUCAAGGCAAUCCAAGCUGAAGAAUUUUCUGAUGAAAUCAAGGAACUCAAAAAAAAUUCUUCCCUUGGUAAAAAACACAAGCUCAAACAUUUGAGUGUCUUUCUUGAUGAAGAAGGACUAUUACGAGUUGGUGGUCGAUUGAAAAAUGCUCCAAUCCCUUAUGCACAGAAGCAUCCCCUUCUAUUACCGAAAGGACACUUCUUCUCCGAUUUGCUCAUCAGGAUGGAACAUUUAAUUAAUUACCAUUCAGGAGCUCAAACCACUCUGUAUUCUCUUCGCAGGAGGUAUUGGUUAAUUGAUGGUCGAAGACAAGUGAGGAAAAUAAUAUUAAAUUGUACUAAAUGCAUUCGUCAGAAGCCUCCAACCAACAAUUAUCUCAUGGGAGAUUUACCAAAGUCCAGAGUCACCCAGACUAGACCAUUUCUAAAUGUCGGAAUUGAUUAUUGUGGUCCUUUUUUUCUGAAAGAGAAAAAACACAGAAAUAAGACACAGGUCAAAGCCUGGGUUGCUGUAUUUGUGUGCAUGGCGGUCAAGGCUGUGCAUUUGGAGGUGGUCAGUGACCUCACCACUGAAGGUUUUAUGGCAGCGUUCAAACGAUUUAUUGCUAGAAGAGGCAAACCCCGUCAUAUUUACUCUGACAACGGAACAAAUUUUAUUGGAGCGAAUAAUGACAUCAAGGAAUUAUAUUCACUACUGCGAUCAAAAGAGCACAACGAGAAAAUUCACGGAAAUCUCGCUGAUCAAGGAAUAAAUUGGCAUUUUAUUCCCCCACUCACUCCUCACUUCGGAGGACUCUGGGAAGCAGGCGUCAGAUGUUUCAAACACCAUUUGAAGAGGAUUUCGGACGAUUUGCUGACUUUUGAGGAAUUCAACACCCUUGUGAUUGAGAUCGAGGCAAUUCUUAAUUCCCGUCCUUUAACUCCUCUAUCCACUGAUCCCAACGAUAUGCUUGUUCUCACUCCCGGUCACUUCCUUAUUGGCGACUCAUUGACUAGCUUACCAGAACCAGAUAGGGGCAUCACUCCCUCCAAUCGAUUGUCCCGUUGGGAACUUAUUCAAAAGAAACAGCAAGAAUUUUGGAAAAGGUGGUACAAAGAGUACCUCAACGAGCAGAUUACCAGAACGAAGUGGACAUCAGGAGAACAUCCCAUCAAAGAAGAUUCUAUUGUUCUUCUGAAGGAGGACAAUCUACCUCCUCGCCAAUGGGCAAUUGGAAGGGUCAUUCAGGUUUUCCCAGGCAGUGAUGGAAUCAUUCGCUCUGUCAAGGUCAAAACGAUCAAGGGAAUUUUCGAGCGCAGUGUGCGCAAAUUGGCCCCUCUAGUUCAUGGAAUGAUUGAAAGUGACAAAAAAGAUUAA
This is a messenger RNA of Diachasma alloeum, 4929 nucleotides long. RefSeq lists its product as uncharacterized. Gene Ontology annotation, molecular function: nucleic acid binding. The coding region runs from base 1 to 4929 and encodes 1642 amino acids. The record is from RefSeq and is a predicted model, not a curated record. NCBI's taxonomy places the organism in Eukaryota, Metazoa, Arthropoda, Insecta, Hymenoptera, Braconidae. The transcript has 2 exons. Gene Ontology annotation, biological process: DNA integration.